CGCACGACAGUCCGCGCAAACGGGAGGUUGUUCGACGUACUUGGAUUACCGGGCAGUCAACUGUCACCGCUCAAAACGGCCACCGCAACCCUGUCCUCUCCUCUCCGCUCACGCGCGCACUUACGGUCAUCAACUUAUCUUAUGGAUUAAUAAAGCUUGGCAAACCGCAGAAAGCCGUAUGGUAGCAGUGUUAGAUUAUUUUUUUUAAACUAGUUGCUUUUCUUUGUCUGGACAACAAAAAGAAAAGUUGUUUUUAUUAUUAUUAUUUUUAACCAACUGCGGUAAAUCGCGCAGAAGCUGAGAGUCGGUCUCGGUGGAAGGACUUCUUUGUGGAAGCUGAUUCUCUUUUGCAUGAAAUUCUGCCACAGGAGCUCCAUCAUCUAAAACCUAGAUUUGCCUGCAAGUUGAAGAUAUGAGGUUAGCAGGCUCCUUUUGGAUCCUUUGCUUUCUGCUGGUGCACCGGAUGGCAUCAGGUGAAUCAAUCUCAGGUCCAACACUCAGUCCUGGACCGAGCAUUAUAGAGGGACAGAUUGAGCUGAGUCAAUACAAAUGUCUUGAGCUAUCCAACAAGGGCCACCGAGAAAACAGAACUGGUGUGUUUUGUGCUCAUAUGUGGGAUGGUUUGUUGUGUUGGGAUGAGACACCAGCUGGGACAUCUGUAACACAAAGCUGUCCAAAUCAUCCUGACUUCGACAACACUGAAAAAGUGACCAAAUAUUGUGACGAAUCGGGCAACUGGGUUCAGACCAGUUCUACCUGUCGACCAGCUUUAAAGAAUCAAUUACAGGAAAGAAAUUUUUCAAGGGAUGCUGCAGGAGAGCCAACCACUGAGGCCACGAGGGUUAGAAAAGAAAGUAAUAUCCUGGAAAAUGAAAAGAAAUGCUUUGAGAAAAUGAAGAAUGAUCCCCCGUAUAAUAAAUCAGGCCUGCACUGCAGUCGUAUUUGGGAUGGCUGGCUGUGCUGGGAGGACACUCCAGCAGGAACCUACGCCUCCCAGAACUGCCCCGAUUAUUUCAUUGGCUUCGACCCCACAGAAAAAGCCACUAGGUACUGUGAAAAAGAUGGGCAGUGGUUUCAACAUCCAGAGAACAAGAAGAUUUGGACCGACUAUACACUCUGCACAACCACCCAUAAAAAGAGGCUUGGGAAAUUGAAGAUCCGUGAGAACGAGCACAGAUGUCUCCAGAAAAUAAAACAGGACCCGCCAUUUAACAAAACAGGUCUGUACUGCAGCCGCAACUGGGAUGGCCAGUUGUGCUGGGAUGAUACGCCAGCAGGUACCUACGCAUCUCAGAGCUGCCCCGAUUAUUUUUCUGACCUCAAACCGACUGAAAAGGCAACAAAGUACUGUGGAGAGCACGGGCAGUGGUUUCGCCACCCAGACAAUAACAUGACCUGGACCAACUACACGCUGUGUGUUGGCAACAACAAAGAGAGUUUGAGGGCAGCUGCCCAGUUUUCCAGGGACACUGAGGUGGAGACCACCAGUGAGGCUACUGUUAGCUCUGUGGACAACCAAAAAGAAGAAGAAGAGCGGAAAAAAAUCCUUGACAACCAGUACAAAUGCUUUGAGAAAAUGAAUCGAGAUCAACCUUAUAACAAAUCAGGUCUGUACUGCAGUCGUAACUGGGAUGGCUGGCUGUGCUGGGAAGACACCCCAGCAGGAACUUUCACAUCCCAAAACUGUCCCAAUUAUUUUGACGACUUCGACCCCACAGAGAAGGCAACAAAAUAUUGUGGAGAAGAUGGGCAGUGGUUUCGCCACCCAGACACCAACAGGACUUGGUCCAACUAUACACUCUGUAAUGAAAACACUAAGGCUAAACUAAAGUCGGCGUACAUCCUGUUUUACAUGGCAAUUGUGGGUCAUGCUUUAUCCAUAGCCUCACUGCUCAUCUCUCUGGCUAUCUUCUUCUACUUCAGGAGUCUGAGCUGCCAAAGGAUCACCCUCCAUAAGAACCUCUUCUGCUCCUACGUGCUCAAUUCUGCCCUCACCAUCAUCUACCUUGUCACCGUAGUCAAUAAUCCCAAAGUGGUGGCCAGAAACCCAGUUGGUUGUAAGGUCUUGCACUUCUUCCAUAUGUAUAUGUUGGGCUGCAAUUAUUUCUGGAUGCUCUGUGAAGGCAUCUACCUGCACACGCUCAUUGUGGUGGCUGUGUUUGCAGAGGAGCAGCAUCUGCACUGGUACUACCUCCUGGGCUGGGGCUUUCCUCUCGUGCCUGUGUCCAUCCACGCCGUGGCGAGGAAAAAGUAUUUUGAUGACAACUGUUGGAUGAGUGUGGAGACCCAUCUGCUCUAUGCGGUUCAUGGACCUAUAGUCGCAGCACUGCUCGUGAACCUCUUUUUCCUACUAAAUAUCAUAAGAGUGUUAGUUACCAAGUUGAGAGACACGCACCGGGCAGAGUCCAACAUGUACAUGAAGGCGGUGAGAGCCACCCUGAUCCUGGUGCCCCUGCUGGGAAUACAGUUUGUCAUUUUUCCCUGGAGGCCAGAGAACCGGCUGGCUGGUGAGGUCUACGAGUACGUCAUGCACAUACUCAUGCACUACCAGGGAUUACUGGUGGCAACAAUAUUCUGCUUCUUCAAUGGAGAGGUGCAGGCAGCUCUAAAGAGACAGUGGAUGCAGUAUAAAACCCAGUGGGGUCAGAGACGAAAGGACCACUGCUCCAUGCGCUCCACAUCCUACACCGCCACCUCCAUCACAGAGGUGCCCGCCUUCAUGUACCACCACGACACUAACACUGAACACUUGAACGGACGCCACACAGAGGACUCUGAGCUGGUGGCUCUGAAAUCAGGAGACACAUAUGCCUAAGUCAUGCUGAGGAUGAGGAGCAUAGCAACGUAAACAGCCCAAGAAGAGCAAAAGAGCAACGGAAAUGUACUGUAAGAAAAGAGAAUGAAUCCGGCCUGACCGCCAUAUCUCAGUGAUUAAAUCUCAGAGGCUUCUGCUGGUUUGUUUAGCACAGGAUAAAAAUUACGGGUCUGGAAAUAAAGAGCUCAUCAAGAGCAAGAUGGAUCAGCUACGAGGCGGACACUUUUACAUUUUACUUUAAAUUGCUGCUGCAGCUGGGUUAUUUUAUUUUCAUUUUUUUUUAAACUUCGAUGUGGAAAACGUGGUAUGUAAGCAGAGCUGCUCUUCAACUUCCUGAAGCUGCUAAUCUGUGUGUGCGCUCUGGCAGUGGUGGAGGCUGGUGUGGAGACACUGUGCUGUUUUUUUCUCUUUUCCAUGAUGGUGCUGAAUGUGGCAGAGAGGAUGCUAGCAGUUGGCAUGAUGUUGCAGGUUAAUAACUAGCAGGAUGAUGAGGAUUAUCAUGAUGAAGCAGAAGACCUAAUCAUUCCUAACCUCACCGAUACCAAAGGGUACAGUUUCUCUGUCCAGCUGAGCACAGAAACAUGACGCAAAAGACAUCGAGAAAACUUACAAAUCUGAACUUUUGUGCCAUGCCAGCUCUAAAACGACCUCUGAGCUUGAAGCUUUGGAAAUGUGUAGAUAUAAUGUACGUUUACCAUAUUUCCUAUAAAAGAUUUUUUUUUCUCUUUGUGUUUUCUUCUUGCCCACUGCUUUGUGUACGUCCUGUGAUGAUGCAUUCUCAACAGCUGUUGUUUUGCUGUGUUUUGUGCUAAUGUUGAUGAUCACAGGGCAGAGAGACAAAAAUCCAUACGUAAAACCAGCUAAUAGGAAAAAAGAAGUAACUUUAACACUGAAAAGAGAUGUUUUGAUGAGAUAAUUGAAGCGUGCCAUUAGUCGUACCAGUGAUCCUCACAAAGGUUUUACUCUGUCCUCCUUCAAUUGCUCCUGGUGGCUAAAAUUCAAUGUCAGUUCUUUAAAAACUCCAUCAUCUGUGUGUAUUUAUUAACUCGUUUUUAACCUUUGGUGUGACUGAGCAUCCCGAGCAACAGAAAGGCUGACGAAAGAUGAAAUAUGGAGAUUGCAACCAUUGUUAUCUAGGAAGGAUAUUCACAUUUAUCACAAUCUUGCACAAACAUUAACUAGAAAAUUCAUUCUUUUAUGGUUCUGGAUACAUUCACAUUUGUAUUCCUCUUCUGUCUUUUAUUUUAAAAAAUUUUUCUUUCUUUUAAACCUUAUAGAAAACUACUUAUAAUCCCUGCAAGUUUCUUAAUUUCACAUCCAUUAAUUGACAUUUAAAUGCAGCCAGAGCCAAGCAUUUAUAACUGUAGUCCAUGUAGCCAAUAGUCACUAAAGCCGCUGGCUGCUUACAGCCAUAAUUUGUUUUCACUCCUUAACUGAAAAUUGAUGCUCUGCUUACACAACUGACUGCAAAAGAGUUCCAGUUUGAACUAAAUUAUUCAGAAUAAAAAGAAUUAGCCGUCCAAGUAUGUGACAUUCUGUAUUUCUAUAUUUUAUUUUAAAGAACAUCAGGUCAUGCUGCCUCUGCUGGAUCUGCUUGAUAAAGAUGGAAAUUGUUGCAUACAAGUUGGUUACAGUUGUGUACAAAUUAUACAAACUAUUUGAUGAAAUAACAGAUUAUCUGAACUGUCCUUUAACUUACGUUUAAUGUCCUUAUAAGAACUCAGUUAGCUGUAAGUCAGUCUUUGUUUUUACUUUCAGACUCUUCUCUGUCUACAUGGUGCUACAGUGUUUUUUGCUGUAAAGUCUGUUGAAAGUCUGGUUACAGUUUGUGUGCUGAUUUUUAGGUUAUGUUGUUAACUGGGAUGACUCUUGGAUAUGAAUUUGUGUGAGAAAUGAGCUAUAAAAUGGUUAUAAUAAACAACAUGACAAUGAGCGAUUCUCACAGGUUUGCUAUACUAAGAGUCCUGCUACAGUUUCUGUUUAACAUCUACAGAAAGCAAUUAAUGCCUGAUUUCCAAAAGGUUUUAAGUAAAGAUGAUGAUAUUCUAAGCAAAGUACUUUUUUAUUUAACAACUUUAAAAUAUUUUUGUUUGCGAGAUUUUUACCUGCUUUUCUGGUGAAAGGUAUUUAAAAAAUAAUCUUUCAUCACAGAUUUUCCAGGAUUCCCAGGUUUUCAACUAUGUUUAAAUAAGGAAAAAACCUUCAGCUUGUGGAUUUUGUGGUGUGUUUAGGAUGAUGUCCCUCUGUAGAAGCCAGUCCUCUUUCGAUUGUCAGCUUUUAUACAAAUGAUGAGUUAUUGAAUCCAUGCUCCUCUUCAUCAGAGAAAUGUUCUCAUCCCAGUCACAGCAACACAAAGCAUCAUCGAUCCACCACCAUGCUGAACAACUGAGGUAGAAUUAGACAUCCUGCACUUUUUUCUUCAAGCUUUUAUUUUAUAGCUUUGCUCGCUACAGGCUGAUUAUUUUGUGUUGACUUUAUUUCACAUGGUUUUAUUUCCAAAAUGCUUCAGGCUUGUUUUAAUGUUCUAAUAUUUUGCAGUCUUUUGCUCAGACAGGAUUUUAAUUAGCCUUUCAGACCGUAACUCGACUUCCACCACUUCUGUCAUUUCUUAAUUACAUAACAAACUAAGGCAACUGGUAUCUAAAUGUGCUGACUUGCUUGGUCUGUUCCUGAGGCAGAUAAACCAUGACCCACAUAUAAUAAUGUAGGUCUGGCAAAUGCUCAAAACUCCUUUGUUUGUUUAUUUGUUUUCGUUGUAUCAAACUUCACAAAACAUAAAUUAAUAGACCAGCCUUGUUUAAAUUUGGAAUGAAUGCCUCUUUUGUCAUUUUAUGCCUUUUUGGGGAUCAGAUUAAUAAGGAGACUUUGAAAACGGGGAUUACAUUGAACCACACACAAUAAAUUUUUAUCUAUGGGCUGCUUGUUCACAUAUACAGUCAGUAAAUAAAUAAAACUAUUUACUGACUGCAAUGACCCAGUUUUGCUAUCAAAAAGAAUCAAAUAAUUAAAAUUUAAUAAGUAUUUUUUACUGCAGGUCUCCAUCAUAUAAGUCUGGUAUUUGAACUUGUGCCAUUGAGUUUUAAAAUCUUUUUAAUAUUGUUAUUUUAGUACCAGCCAGGUGUUAAGAAAGAACAGUGAGGGACAAUUUUCAUGACAGAUUAAGCUUUACAGCUAAUGUCUCUCAUAAGAAAAACAGAUGUUUAUUAUCUAUUUUAGUAUGAAUUUUGUUCUCUUCAGCUUAUGAUGAUUUGUUUUGGAUCUGGUACACAAUGUAAGACAUGUUAUUAGUCCUGUGGGUUCUGGAUUCUUUGUAUUUUGUAUGUUCAUACAAAUGUAAAUACGAGCCGGCACUGUGUAUAUAACAGAUUUUUGCACUGUGAAAUACUUUGACUAUUUUUGUUACUUUCUUGUCGUUUAUUUCGGCUUGUGUUUUGUCUCUUUUUCCCUCUCAGCUUGGACUGGCAUCAUCUCAAAAAGCUGAUAAAUAUUGUAUUUUGUCAAAAACCAAA
Molecule: messenger RNA, 6324 nt
Organism: Melanotaenia boesemani (Boeseman's rainbowfish)
Lineage: Eukaryota; Metazoa; Chordata; Actinopteri; Atheriniformes; Melanotaeniidae
Gene: calcr
Product: calcitonin receptor
Exons: 22
Coding region: 413-2815 (800 amino acids)
Biological process (GO): positive regulation of cytosolic calcium ion concentration; adenylate cyclase-activating G protein-coupled receptor signaling pathway; cell surface receptor signaling pathway
Cellular component (GO): axon; plasma membrane
Molecular function (GO): calcitonin receptor activity; amylin receptor activity
Source: RefSeq, a predicted model, not a curated record